AUGCUUGCCUUUGUCGAUAUUGGGCUGGGUUUGUUAGGAAACGAACCCUGGCAGUAUCCACCUGUAUUUGGUUCUAGCACCGGUGUGAUGGAAUUAAAUUUUCAGGCAAUUUGGGGUGAAUGGUGGCACGAUCUAUUUCGAUUCACAUUCCUGGGCGUUGCUGACUGGUUCAUCCGCGCCAGCAAGGCAGAGCAAUGGGAGCACAUUCUUGUUCUGAGCAUCCCUUUUGUUUUCUAUGCCGCAAUACACGCCUCUCUUUCAUAUGCAGUCUCGCAUGACCCCCAUGCAAGUGCUUUGGUGGUGGUCUUUGGGGCCAUUCAGCCCCUGAUUAUCCUGGUUCAAGUGAGACUGCGCAUGUCUAUGGACCGCAAUAAAAAACUGCUCCAUGACUUGAUGGGAUUUAUUAUUCUGUCAAGCACCUUUGGGCUGUUGCUGGGCAACCCGGGCGUCCUCGGUUCCCUUGCCUCGUUUCCGAUUCCGAUUUCGGUUUGGCGCAAGGACAAGUCCAAUGUGGGAAGUGACCUGCUCACCAUUGCUAUGUAG
Molecule: messenger RNA, 543 nt
Organism: Penicillium macrosclerotiorum
Lineage: Eukaryota; Fungi; Ascomycota; Eurotiomycetes; Eurotiales; Aspergillaceae
Exons: 2
Coding region: 1-543 (180 amino acids)
Source: RefSeq, a predicted model, not a curated record